AUGCUUUUAAUGCCCAGGCAUCAUGCUGGCUUAAUUGGCCCAGCGUUUGGUCGUGAGCUGGACCGUCCCUCGUAUCAAACUCGAGAACGCUCCACCAGUCGACCAAUCUGGCAACUUAGACCUCCUCAUGCCACCAGAGUUUCAAUGAUAGAGCGUCUUCCCGCCGAAGUUAGGGAUAUCAUUUUGUCCCACCUGGACUAUCAGUCUCUCAUCUUUCUUUCUAUGGUGAACCAACACUUUCAUCGUUCAGUAGUCCCUCAGACAAUAGCAAGUCCGCUGGACAAGUUUUCAUUUAUUAUGAGAGCAGCGAAGGACUUCCCACAGCAUCGGUCCAGCGAGACAAGAAAUAAACACCAACCCGGAAACUCCGAAUGUUACUAUUGCUUCCGUGUCCGAGCCCCGGAACACUUCGACGUUCUCCAAGCUACAAUAGCAUAUUUCGACCCACAAGGUCGAGUCGUAUCGGGUCGGCUGCCAGGACCUGAGGACAAACCUGCGGAGCUGCGCCGAUUCUGUAUCGAAUGCGGGAUCAAGACUGGACUUCAUCAACCCUCUGAUUGUCUUGAAACAAAGACAGGCCAGAACCUCUGGGUCUGUGGUUGUCGGAGAGUGUGGCAGAAACCCGAGUGCCUGCGUUGCCCAGACUGUUCUUCCACCUGUCCGUUGCGACCAAAGAAGAAGUGGGCAUCUGAGCGAUAUAGACACUUGGACGACGCGGUCAUGCACGUCUAUGGAGACACCAGCUAUGCAUCGGACAAAUCCGUUAGCUUAUUGAAGAAGCAUGAGCACCAGCUUGGCCAGGGAUGGAGGAAUAUAACAGUGUCUGUAUCUGAAGCAUGUAGUCAUACAAUCUAA
This is a messenger RNA of Fusarium pseudograminearum CS3096, 855 nucleotides long. RefSeq lists its product as uncharacterized. The record is from RefSeq and is a predicted model, not a curated record. NCBI's taxonomy places the organism in Eukaryota, Fungi, Ascomycota, Sordariomycetes, Hypocreales, Nectriaceae. Bases 1 to 855 code for a protein of 284 amino acids. The transcript has 3 exons. Gene Ontology annotation, molecular function: protein binding.